GAAAUCCGUUCCAUGGGUCAUUUUAGAACUAGUUAGCGCCUGAGUCCUAAGGAUUUAACAGAUUAACGUCAAAUUUCAAGUAUUAUCUACACAAUGGCUGGUCAAUUCAACCACUAUAAAGACCAAGCUGUCAAAUUGCUGUACGAAAAGAACAAAAUUACCGAUUUCUUAGCUAAGGUUGAAAGUAAAACUCAAGUUAAGCGAGAGUAUUUGGCCGGAGGUUUUCUUGGUCUGCUUGCUCUGUACCUCAUCUUUGGCUAUGGAGCUGAGCUCAUCUGCAACCUCAUUGCCUUUGUGUAUCCUGCAUACCGGAGCAUCAAGGCACUGGAGACCAAUGUGAAGGAAGAUGACACCCGCUGGUUGACCUACUGGGUCGUCUUUGCAGUUUUCUCCAUUGUUGAGUUCUUCUCAGACAUCCUUCUGUCCUGGAUGCCUUUCUACUGGCUGGCAAAGUGUCUCUUCCUAGUGUGGUGCUACGUGCCGACCUCCUAUAAUGGGUCGGACAUGAUCUACCAGCGCAUCAUCAGACCUGUAUUCCUCAAACAUCAAACCACAAUUGAUGCCACUGUGGACAAGUUUGGGGACAAGAUCAGCAAGCUGGCAGAAGAUGCCACAAAGGCGGCCUCUGAUGCCAUCAAGAAGGAUUAAAUGGCACCCUCUACAGCCUGCUUGUCAAGAGACAUCACAUGGACUUCAGGCUCACUACACAGCACGACAACAGCGGCGUCAGCAAGAUUUUUUGAAUUUUUAAACAUUUCUAUUUAACUGCAGCCGGUUCGACCAAGACACUAGUUGAGUCUUCAAUAAAAUCUUCAUUCUUCGAUAUAUAAUUAAGUAGACACUUAAGAACUUAGAAGCUAGUAAAAAAUUUUCUUACAAGCUUCUUGAGAAAAGCUUUCUUUUGGCACCUUGUAUAGCUCAGCAAGCUGUUGUUUGGAGCCUUCGGUUGCUGCGACACUGGUAAUGAUGAGGAACUCGGCGAGUUGUUAUAUUUGUAGUUAUCUCCUAAUGUGCAGUUUAUGGCAUCGUCAUUGUUGCAUCUGGUCUCAAGUGAGCUAUCAAAGGCAUUGUUUUUUAUUCCCAAGUUCCAAGUCACGUUGGGCAUUCGAAUGUGAUGUCACAUCAAGUAGAUGUUCAAAGGCUGGUAUAUUUUGUGCUACCUCUCUCAGUUACAGCCUCUUUCCCUUUUCUCUUUGUUGGCAUACAAUUCCCUCGUAUUUCAUGAAACGGACUUCAAGUCGAUUGCGAUUACCGAUGCGUGAACCCGUGUUGCUUUAGUGUGUCGAUCUCAAACUUUUCAUACAAGAUAUCCAAUGUAUGCUCAAAAUGAUGGAAUAUAUGUUCUCCUCCUACUAAAAUCGUGGCUCGAUGCCUCGUUACCUGAUAUUCAACUCCAAGUGAUGCAGUGAGGUUUGAAGAAUGUAUGGUAAAGAAGCACGCUAAUGGAGCUACAUUAGUUAGGACUUGCUUGAUGAGGCCUUGGAAGAAAUCUUUGUAUAUUUUGCUAGCAUUGAACUGAAUUUGUUAGCUUACUUUCAUCGGUUAUAAGUUACUGUAAGUAGGUAUUUCAGGCUCUACACAAGUAAAAUAUGACCAUACAUUUCUAUUCAUUAAGGUCAACCCAGAUUUAUAACCUCGAGUUGUGAUCGCUAGAAUCUCUGAGUACACAAUCCUCGAUAGGUGUAGAACACCUACUAGCCAUAAUACAUGUAGUACCUGUUUUCCUUUUUGUGUGACAAGCGAGUUGUUUUGUUUCUCCAAGUUUUUUCCGGACUAAUUUCUUAGAGUGGUUUAAUAAAGGACGCUUUCUCUGUAACUCGGUUGUCACCUGUGCCAUUGGCUUUCUGCGUUUUCUUUGAAAGGGCGAUGGUAGAUGGUUCCGUUUUUAUGCAUGAAAAAGACAUAAUCCAGCAAAUUAUCAUCAAGUAGCAUUGGGACUAGAGUUGGGAUGUAGAGGUGCAAAAAUUGCUGAUAUAUCCAUUGUCUACUAGCAUUUUGAGUAGAAACCGAUCUGUAGUGUGAGCUGGGUUCAAUGUGUGCGUUUUUAGGAUGAAGCAUUAGUUUCCUUUUAGGUGGUAAUUCCUUUUAUAUCCUUUUACACGUUUGCAUUGCACCUGUCGCUUCAAAUAUAUACCUUACUCUUCA
Hyalella azteca is the source of this 2145-nucleotide messenger RNA. RefSeq names its product receptor expression-enhancing protein 5. The transcript is spliced from 6 exons. NCBI's taxonomy places the organism in Eukaryota, Metazoa, Arthropoda, Malacostraca, Amphipoda, Hyalellidae. The record is from RefSeq and is a predicted model, not a curated record. The coding region runs from base 94 to 648 and encodes 184 amino acids.